GCGCUCCAGAAAGUUCCCUGGGAGUUCCGCGCGACGCGGCGCGGGAAGCGGCGGGCGGGACCAUGAAUGUGUUCCGAAUCCUCGGCGACCUGAGCCACCUCCUGGCCAUGGUCUUGCUCCUGGGGAAGAUCUGGAGGUCCAAGAGCUGCGCCGGCAUCUCUGGGAAGAGCCAGAUUCUUUUUGCUCUGGUCUUCACCACCAGGUACCUGGACCUCGUCUACAAUUUCAUCUCCAUCUACAACACAGUGAUGAAGGUGGUCUUCCUUCUCUGCGCCUACAUCACGGUGUACAUGAUCUACUGGAAGUUCCGGAAAACAUUUGACAGUGAGAACGACACAUUCCGACUGGAGUUCCUCCUGGUCCCCGUGAUUGGCCUUUCCUUUCUGGUCAACUACAGUUACGCACCAACGGAGGUCCUCUGGACUUUCUCCAUCUAUUUGGAGUCGGUGGCCAUCCUGCCACAGCUCUUCAUGAUCAGCAAGACUGGAGAGGCUGAGACCAUCACCACUCACUACCUGUUCUUCCUGGGGCUGUAUCGGGCACUCUAUCUAGCCAACUGGAUCUGGCGGUACCAGACAGAGAAUUUCUAUGAUCAGAUCUCAGUGGUGUCUGGAGUAGUACAAACGAUCUUUUACUGUGACUUCUUCUACUUGUAUGUGACCAAAGUCCUCAAAGGAAAGAAGCUAAGCCUACCAAUGCCAGUUUGAAGAGAUGGGCCACACUGUAAGGCACCCAGAGCAAAUCACUUGGAUUGAUCUCCUUGGUGACUUACAUGGCUGGUGUGAAUUGGAGCAAAGCCCUGGCAGACCUUCCUCUUACCAUCAGCAGCAGGACUACUUACAUACCAUCAAUGCCUGGUCCAACUGCCCGAGUGUGAGGCCUUACAAUGGGCAAGUGAAAAUAAGGAGCCACAAGAUACUUCCUCCAUGAAUGACCAACAGUUGCUCCUUUGACUACAGUGGAGGGCUCAUGCCACGGAACUCGUAGACACAUUCACAAAGAUCCUUCCUAGGUCAGUGUGGAACUGAAGACCCUGGAUGUGUGUAUGAUAUCACACAACCCACUCCCACACUACAUCUUAGACUCAGUUGCCAGCCUAGGUGUCCACCAUGGUCAUCUCACUGUGUGACUCAUUCCUGUGCCAAGACCCAUCAUCAACCCCACUUUCCCCUCCCAGUUUGAGGUGCUAACUAGGAUAAUUAGUCAUUCAACUAUCAAUAUUUGUUGUCUGGAGCAAAAUGUUAAGAUUACACUCAACUCUUGGAAAGGUUUGAAUGUAAUAAAAAUUCACACCUUUAUUGUCAAUUGUUUUUAUUUAUACCUACAAAAGAAAACAAGAUGGUAUCAAAAGGACAAUUUACAAACUAAGAAUAGUAGUAACAGCUCUUAGCAUCAUCCUGUGCCUUAACAUCACACCUACAAUUCAAGUCUCAAUGACAGGAAUGUGUGGAGAGAUCAGCAAAGGCAUUAGCAGAGCACUGAUCCCAAGCAAAAGCCACCAACCUUUUAGAUGAGAAGUCUGCACAUGAAUUGUUUGGGAGGGGUAGGGGAAGCAGCCCACAGCUUAAUACCGAAGCCCUUUCCCUAAGUGAGUUAACCACCAGGGCAAUCAACCCAGCUCCAAGGGUUUGCCUAGUCUGUCCUGAGAACUCAAAAGGACAGACAAGGAGGCAGAAGUCAUUUGCACUAAAUAGGAAAACUGCUAGUUUUCUGCUGUACCCAGGCCAAAAGAGCUCAUGAACUAGGAAACCAGAUGUUAAUUUCAUCUGGAGUAUGCUUCUGAUGGGGAGGAGAGGUGCCACUGCUUCAUCCCCAGAGGUGUUAACAGAAGAGGCGUUUUGAAGAGCUACAGUACCACAGGAUAGCCCAUGGUAUAAUGCUUAAUAAAUACAUCUGAAUUUGGUUGUAGAAAGAGUUAUCUGUAACAGGCUGGUCAGUGUCCUUGGUUAGACACUGCUUCCUUUUAGCAGGGUGAGAGACAGACACACACUUUGGUUCCAAAGCACAGAGGAGGGUUGCUACACAUCUGUGCCCACCAUUCUCCCUUAGCUUAACAUUCUGUAAAUAGUAAGGAAAACAAAAGGAUGCCAAGCGUUCAUAUGCGUAUAGCCAACAUAUGCUGACAACCUACCUGUUAUGUCGCACACUGAAUCCUACUUUCAGAGCCCUCAAAACCACCCCUUUCCUCUUCCUGAAGGACACCUCAAGAGUAUUGUUGAGACUGUUAGAAAGCAGCAGGGUACUCUUGAGGGCACAGCCAAGGAAUGCAGUGGGGCCUCCUCCCUUUAACUGUUCUGUGAAUGAACCGCCCACCCACCACUGAUCUACCACGGGCACUGGGGCCAUCUCCUGUCGUCCUAUCCUCUUAGGUGACACAAGAGCAGAAUAUUCUUUCAGAUGCAUCUGUUGCUCUUGGGAGUUUCAGUAAGAAAACACUGAACAAAUGGACGAGGAGACAAACGCACCCACCUUCACACUGGAGAGUAAGGUGGGGUGGGCUCUAGUCCUCCAGAGUGCCUCCUAAAGCACUACCUACCUUGGAAAAGCUGAGUGCAAAGGGACUCCGAGGAUGAGUGCCUCCAGCUGCUACAAAGUACCACAGAACAGGCUGUGGAGACUAGCUCUCCACGUGCAGAGCAGCCCAUGAGUCAUUCUUACUUUAAAAAUACUGAGUUUAAGAGGAAGAUCUGCCUGUUUGGAUUCCAUCAUUUCUAAAGGCGCUCUCUACACCGUAGACUCAGCCGCUCAGGAAGCUUCUGCUAAGCACUGAUGCUUACGGCUCAUGAUGGCUAUCUGGCUAGAAACUGACUUGCAGAUGUUCCCUGGUUAUAUGGGGGGGGGGGGGCGGCGGGCGGCAGGCCAGGCAGCCUCUACCCAGAUGCCAGUCUACCCAGCAAAAACAAUGUCUUGUACUUUUUAAAUUAAAAAAAAAAAAAAAAAAAAAAUUGCUUGAACUCAAGAAAUUUAAUUUCUAA
Messenger RNA from Peromyscus maniculatus bairdii (prairie deer mouse), 2975 nucleotides. RefSeq names its product KDEL endoplasmic reticulum protein retention receptor 3 (gene Kdelr3). Gene Ontology annotation, cellular component: membrane. Gene Ontology annotation, molecular function: ER lumen protein retrieval receptor activity. NCBI's taxonomy places the organism in Eukaryota, Metazoa, Chordata, Mammalia, Rodentia, Cricetidae. Gene Ontology annotation, biological process: protein retention in ER lumen. The record is from RefSeq and is a predicted model, not a curated record.